CCCUGGCGCUGUGGUAGUAUGUGAUACAAAGUCGCCGAGUUGAAGUCUUGCGUUUGUUGAGUUUUUCGUCCAACUGUUAACGUGCAAUAAUAACACGGUAAUGCUAAGAAGGUGAAGGAUAGCAAAAGACAACAGCGAAAGCAAUUCUAUUCAAAGAGCGAGAAACGAGUCGAAUAAGUCAAAAGUACGAGUCAACCAAACAGCAAAGAACCAAAGGAAGAGCCAUAAAAACAAAGAGAUACGGGCUACAGUAACAGUGAGGACGAGGUCGAAGGAAGGGGAAGAAUCGGAUCCGGAAUCCUCCAGUCAUCACUAGCAACAGCUAAUCGGACUCUCGAGCUAAAUGUCCAGUUGCCGCUAUCGUGCCAUACGGACGGCGUGUCACUCCCGACAAAUGCGUAUUGUGGUUGACCUUGUUUAAUAUAAUUAUGGCCGAGCGGUCGUUACAAAAGUAUCAGAAAUUGGAUACAGUGACGGUUGGAAGCGGCUCAGGAAGUAGUGCAAGCAGAGCAUCAACAGGACUUCUUAGGCGGGGGGCACUUGGGUCGAAAGGGAGCCCAUCGCUUAGCUGAUAGAAUGGGUGGCCCGAAAAAAGAGGAAAACCCACCAGGUGGUGGUCCGACGUCAUUGUUUAUUCUAACCGAGGAUAACCCAAUUAGAAAGUACACACGAUUCAUCAUAGAAUGGCCGCCCUUUGAAUACGCUGUGUUAUUGACAAUCAUAGCCAACUGUGUUGUGUUGGCACUAGAGGAGCACUUACCAGGGGGCGACAAGACAGUAUUGGCUCAAAAAUUGGAAAAAACGGAGGCCUAUUUUUUAUGCAUUUUCUGUGUAGAAGCGUCGCUCAAGAUCCUCGCCUUAGGGCUUGUUCUGCAUAAACACUCCUAUCUCAGGAAUAUUUGGAACAUCAUGGAUUUUUUCGUCGUAGUUACGGGAUUCAUGACACAGUACCCACAAAUAGGGCCCGAGGUAGACCUAAGAACACUUAGAGCCAUUCGUGUGCUACGGCCCUUAAAAUUAGUGUCUGGAAUUCCUAGUUUACAAGUAGUUUUAAAAUCUAUAAUCAAGGCGAUGGCACCUUUACUGCAAAUCGGUCUCUUGGUGUUGUUUGCAAUCGUAAUUUUUGCAAUCAUUGGACUCGAGUUUUAUUCGGGCGCACUGCAUAAGACUUGUUAUAGCUUAGAAGAUCCAAACAAACUAGUGAAGGAGGGCGAAUCGGAGACGCCUUGCAACACGGACAACUCCACGGAGAAGGCAGCCGGCUCCUUUGUAUGCAACAACACCACAAGCAUGUGUCUGGAGAAGUGGGACGGACCAAAUUCAGGUAUCACGAGUUUCGACAACAUAGGAUUUGCCAUGUUGACCGUAUUCCAAUGUAUCACGAUGGAGGGCUGGACGUCAAUACUGUAUUGGACCAACGACGCAUUAGGUUCAGCAUUUAAUUGGAUAUAUUUCGUGCCUCUUAUAGUUAUAGGCUCAUUUUUUAUGCUCAACUUAGUUCUUGGUGUCCUUAGUGGUGAAUUCGCAAAAGAACGAGAAAAAGUAGAAAAUAGACAAGAGUUUCUUAAACUUAGAAGGCAGCAGCAACUAGAAAGAGAGUUAAACGGCUAUGUUGAAUGGAUUUGUAAAGCUGAGGAGGUAAUAUUAGCUGAGGAGCGAACAACGGAAGAAGAAAAAAUGCACAUAAUGGAGGCUCGUAGACGAAACGCUGCCAAGCGGAAAAAACUGAAAAGCUUGGGAAAGUCGAAGUCGACAGACACAGAGGAGGAAGAAGCCGAGGAAGAUUAUGGCGACGAUGGUUACCUGAAAACUCGCUCAAAACCUCAAGGAAGUUGUACCGGCUUUUGGCGGGCAGAGAAGCGGUUUCGGUUCUGGAUCCGACACACGGUGAAGACGCAGUGGUUCUACUGGUUCGUGAUUGUCCUUGUCUUUCUGAACACAGUCUGCGUGGCCGUCGAGCACUACGGUCAGCCCUCGUUCCUCACGGAGUUUCUGUACUACGCAGAGUUCAUCUUCCUGGGACUCUUCAUGUCGGAGAUGUUCAUAAAGAUGUAUGCGUUGGGGCCACGCAUCUACUUUGAGUCGUCGUUCAACCGAUUUGAUUGCGUUGUCAUUAGUGGUUCGAUAUUCGAAGUGAUCUGGUCAGAGGUCAAAGGCGGUUCGUUCGGUCUGUCCGUGCUGCGUGCCCUGCGCUUGCUGCGCAUCUUCAAAGUCACCAAGUACUGGUCCUCGCUGCGCAAUCUAGUCAUCUCUCUGUUGAACUCCAUGAGAUCCAUCAUCUCACUGUUGUUCCUGCUCUUCUUGUUCAUCCUCAUCUUCGCUUUGCUUGGCAUGCAGCUAUUCGGCGGCCAGUUCAAUCUGCCAGGAGGCACGCCCGAAACCAAUUUUAACACUUUCCCGAUAGCACUGUUGACCGUAUUCCAAAUCCUCACUGGCGAGGAUUGGAACGAGGUCAUGUACCAGGGCAUCAUUUCUCAGGGCGGUGCACAGAAAGGAAUGAUUUACUCUAUAUACUUUAUCGUUUUGGUACUCUUCGGAAAUUACACGCUAUUGAAUGUUUUCUUGGCUAUCGCCGUUGAUAAUUUGGCGAAUGCCCAAGAACUUACAGCAGCCGAAGAGGAACAAGUCGAAGAGGAUAAAGAGAAACAACUGCAGGAGCUCGAGAAGGAGAUGGAGGCCCUCCAAGCCGACGGUGUUCAUGUGGAGAAUGGAGACGGUGCCGUUGCCCCCAGCAAGGCCAAGGGCAAGAAGAAGGAGGAGGAGAAGAAGGAGGAGGAGGAAGUGACGGAGGGUCCCAAGCCAAUGUUGCCCUACUCUUCGAUGUUCAUACUUUCACCAACAAAUCCCAUACGACGCGGCGCCCAUUGGGUUGUUAAUUUACCAUAUUUUGAUUUCUUCAUUAUGGUUGUCAUCUCAAUGUCAUCAAUAGCAUUAGCAGCCGAAGACCCCGUUCGUGAGAACUCAAGGCGAAACAAGAUACUGAAUUAUUUCGAUUAUGCAUUUACCGGCGUAUUCACGAUAGAAAUGUUGCUGAAAAUUGUAGACUUGGGUGUUAUCCUGCACCCUGGCAGCUAUUUAAGAGAAUUCUGGAAUAUUAUGGAUGCUGUGGUCGUUAUAUGCGCUGCUGUUAGUUUCGGUUUCGAUAUGAGCGGUAGCAGCGCUGGACAAAAUUUAUCGACUAUUAAAUCGCUUCGGGUAUUGCGUGUUCUACGCCCAUUGAAGACCAUUAAGCGGGUUCCAAAAUUGAAAGCCGUGUUCGAUUGCGUCGUGAACUCAUUGAAAAAUGUUGUUAACAUUCUAAUCGUGUACAUAUUGUUUCAAUUUAUAUUUUCUGUUAUUGGAGUACAAUUGUUCAAUGGAAAAUUUUUUUAUUGUACGGACGAAAGUAAACAUACUUCCGCAGAGUGCCAGGGCUCGUACUUUAAGUACGAGGAGGACGAGCUGCUGCCCAAACAGGAGCUGAGGGUUUGGAAGCCACGAGCCUUCCACUACGAUAAUGUAGCUGCCGCGAUGCUGACACUUUUCGCUGUGCAGACCGGCGAGGGAUGGCCACAGGUCUUGCAACACUCAAUGGCUGCCACUUAUGAAGAUAGGGGUCCAAUCCAAAAUUUCCGGAUCGAAAUGUCCAUAUUUUAUAUUGUGUAUUUUAUUGUAUUUCCGUUCUUCUUCGUCAACAUAUUCGUGGCCUUGAUUAUUAUUACGUUUCAAGAGCAAGGUGAAGCUGAGUUACAAGAUGGCGAAAUUGACAAAAAUCAGAAAUCCUGCAUCGAUUUUACUAUAGGAGCACGCCCACUUGAACGCUAUAUGCCCAAGAACCGGAACACUUUUAAGUACAAAGUGUGGCGAAUUGUGGUGUCAACGCCUUUCGAGUAUUUCAUUAUGAUGUUGAUCGUAUUCAAUACUCUUUUGCUGAUGAUGAAGUAUCAUAAUCAAGGAGACAUGUAUGAAAAGUCACUGAAGUACAUUAACAUGGGAUUCACUGGAAUGUUUAGUGUAGAAACUGUCCUGAAAAUCAUUGGAUUCGGUGUCAAGAAUUUCUUCAAGGACCCCUGGAACAUAUUCGAUUUAAUCACCGUUCUGGGCAGCAUUGUGGAUGCACUGUGGAUGGAAUUUGGGCAGCACGAUGAUUCGAACUCAAUCAACGUCGGCUUCCUGCGUUUAUUUCGAGCGGCGCGCCUUAUCAAAUUACUUCGUCAAGGAUACACAAUACGAAUUCUCCUGUGGACAUUCGUACAAUCAUUUAAAGCACUUCCUUAUGUCUGUUUGCUAAUAGCAAUGCUAUUUUUUAUAUACGCCAUUAUCGGCAUGCAGGUGUUCGGGAAUAUCAAACUAGGUACGGUGGAAAAUUCCAUUACUAGACACAACAACUUCCAAUCAUUUAUUCAAGGCGUCAUGUUGCUAUUCAGGUGUGCGACGGGCGAAGCCUGGCCAAACAUAAUGUUGGCCUGCUUGAAGGGCAAAGCCUGCGACGAGGACGCCGAAAAGGCCCCUGGAGAGUACUGCGGAUCCACACUGGCCUACGCCUACUUCGUAUCGUUUAUUUUCUUCUGCUCCUUCCUGAUGUUGAAUCUGUUCGUCGCUGUCAUCAUGGAUAAUUUCGAUUAUCUCACAAGGGACUCCAGCAUAUUGGGUGCCCAUCACUUAGACGAAUUUGUGCGCAUAUGGGCGGAAUAUGAUCCAAAUGCGACUGGAAAAAUUCACUACACGGAAAUGUACGACAUGCUGAAGAACAUGGACCCACCGUUGGGAUUUGGAAACAAAUGUCCUAACCGAUUGGCCUACAAAAAACUAAUACGAAUGAACAUGCCCUUAGACGACGAGUUGAGAGUGCAGUUCACCACAACGUUAUUUGCUUUGAUUCGGGAGAAUCUCAGCAUCAAAAUGCGGGCGCCUGAGGAGAUGGACCAGGCGGACAUGGAGCUAAGGGAAACCAUCACGAACAUCUGGCCCCUGCAGGCGAAGAAGAUGCUGAACCUGCUGGUGCCGCCUAGCGAUCAGCUCAACAAGGGCAAGCUCUCAGUCGGUAAAAUCUAUGCAGGUUUCCUCAUCCUGGAGUCCUGGCGCAGCACGCGGUUCGGCCAACUUGAUUCGGGAAUGCCGAAACAAUCAUUUUUUAACUGCCUCCUCGAUAUGGCCGCCCUUGACAAAGGAGGAUCGCGUCAAGGCUCCAUAAGUUUCGAGCCAAAUGGGGAAGGAGCCGCCAACUCACAAACACAUUUGUUAGCCAGCACGCACCACCACCACGCAAACGGUGAUGCCGAACACAACAGUUUGGCAACACUAGCACGGCGGAGUACGAUCAGAAAACGAUCAGUUAGAAACAAAAAGGUGAAUAAGUUUGAUAAACUCCAAGCGAUGCUGGAACUGCAAGACGCGUCGAGACAUCCAUCGCAGGAAUCGCUUACCGGUGCCGAUGCUGGCCAUUUACAUCCUGGACAUUCGUACAUGAAUGGUCAUCGGCGUUCGCCUAGCUUGAGGCACAACGGCUCUCCACUGGCCAGAUCUCCGAGUCCUCGACGGCGUGGCCAUCAAUACAUACAUCAUGAUAUCGGGUUCUCCGAUACCGUAUCUAAUGUUGUAGAGAUGGUCAAGGAGACGCGUCAUCCUAGGCAUGGCAACAGUCACCCGCGGUAUCCAAGAGGUUCAUGGUCAGCAUCGACAAGUCCGGCCCGUUCGCCUUCGCCUUCUCGAUAUGGUGGUCAUUUGUCUCGCAGUAAACGCACUCAACUGCCUUAUCCCACAUAUGGGACAACCAGUCUAUGUCAAAGAUCACGAUCGCCGAGUCCCGCUAGACUUCAGGAGAUGCGUGAACGAGACAGACUUGGUUAUGGGAUUGAUAUGGGAGCAGCGCACGUGCAGCACAGCUACCCCACGUUGGCCUCCCGUCGCGCUGGAAUCGGAAGACGCCUUCCUCCGACUCCGAGCAAACCGUCAACCCUGCAGCUCAAGCCAACCAACAUAAACUUCCCCAAGCUGAAUGCAAGUCCCACACAUACACACCACUCAACGCCCCACAGUGUUCACUCGCUACCACACCACCGUGACCUGCUGCGAGAUCCAAGGGACAUGUACUACAGUAGUAGAGAACGCGACCGGGAUCGCGAGCGCCUUAGGGAGAGGGAUCGGGAUCGGGAUCGCCUGCACGAGUACGACCUGCGCUACGAGUACAGGGAUCGGGAGCGGGAGUUGUACGAGCGCGAACGGGAUCGCGAGCGGGAAGUCGAAAGAGAAAGACUGGAAUAUAUAGCACCGCUGUCAUUCGAACAGGCGCUGGCUAUGGGCCGAACAGGUCGAGUACUGCCAUCUCCAGUUCUAAACGGUUUUAAGCCAAAGAGUAGUCUGAACCCUCGACACUCCGAUUCGGACGAGGAGGAUUGGUGCUAGCAAAGGCUUUGAUUGCGAUCGCGUAACCGAAAGGAUCAGAUCUGGGUAUAGCAUCAGGCCAUAUGCUCCUCCUUGUCGGCACCAAACUUAGACCACAAUUUUGAUACGAUACGACACAGAUACCAACACGAACAUCAGCCCCCACACCUUUGUCCCCAGCCACACCUACAUCGGCGGUACGACACGGAUGUAUCGACACCGAAACUAGGAACCACUAUAACUAUAUCCGAUAUCAAAUUGGCUGGAGAAAGCUUACAGGAAACAAACCCAAAUCGACAACCGCAACCGCAAUCGCAACGGAAGCAGGAGCAGCAAUUGGAGCAUCAAGAUGGGCGGUUUAGGUGGCUCAGAUGGUGCCAGGAGCCCUAUGAACGCCCCACGAUGGCAUCACUGCCCGAAACCAGAGCAACAUCGCCCCAGUCCGAUGUCGAGUUCAUCGCAAAUAUAAGGAGAAAAGAAACCGAAUCCGGAACCGGAACCACUGCAAUAACACCAAGGACAACUAAAACUGAAGCAAUGAUAUUAAGCGUACCAACUACAAUAACAUCGCCAUUAGCUAUUAAAAAGAUAUACUCAGACAAUGACAUUAAUUAUAACACCGAAAGAGAUAAUGGCCGAGUAGAGGAAUCAGCCCACCAUUAUCGCCAGCCAGAACUCAGCACCCCAGAUCUACAACACGAGCCACCACUGCAGCAACACAACAGCCAGCACUAUCCGCAGUAUUCGUAUCAUACGCUAUGAGGAGGAUGGAAUCGAGAACCAGAGUCCACUAGAUGUGCUACUUUAAUUAAAACUGAAACGAGGUCUAAGGAGUGUGGAAGAUGACGUAACGAAAGUUAAGGGAUUCGAACUAAUACUUGCCACUUCGAGGCAAAAUGGAAAACUAAUUGAUGGAUAUGGAUAUGAAUAUGAAUAUGAUCAAGUGUAUUGUACUUUUUUUCUACUGUAAGGACAAGUCUAGAGGAAGAUGCAAGUAAUAACAGAACUUUUUCAAACAGAACACACAUAGAUCUAGAUCUAGGUCUAAAUACAUAGGAAAUACAAUUGUAGGUACUCGCAUAUACUGUAAGUUAUCUAGGACAUAGCUCGAGGAAUCAGUAAUCUGCAAGCGUUUUUGUCUUGUUUGUAUUAAAGUUAGUAACUCAAUUAUGUGUAUUUAAAUGCGACACUUUAUUUAUUCUUUGUACAUACCAGAUAAUUGUAGAUAUCAAAUUUUUGUAUGUAAUAUAUUUACCUACGGCUACUAAUAUAAAUACCUUCAACAAAAUGAACUUGAUAGCGAAUAUUAGCUAUAAUAGCAACAAAUAGGGGGGACUAUGAUUUUUCUUCAGUUAUUUUUCCUUAAUCGUAUAUUUUUGUUUUGACUCAAAAAGCUUCACUAACAAGAGAAUAAAACAAACUGAUUAAUUCAAAUACAAAGCCCAACUACAACCAAAUAACUCAAUUAUGACCAAAAGUAUGUAUCUGUAAAAUUAGCAUCAACCAGUGCCAUGUAUGUGUACCGAUUUUAGGAAUUUUUAAUAGUUUUUUGUCAUAUUUCCUCAUUAAUGCUUCUGUUAAUGAUUUUCCGGAAGAGUUUCGUAUGGUGAAAUAGCUUUUUUCGAUCAGUUAAAAAAAAUGUAUGUCUAUAUAGUCUAGGGCAUUGAUUUACAACCGAGCAUCUUCAACAAAAACAUGUGUAGAUAUAAUACAUACACCUCCGGCUCCUCAUACUCCUUAUGUGUAUAAUGUAAAAAAAUGCAGAGUUCAUGGCACUUCAAAAAUAAUAUAUUUAAAUAUAAACGCAGGCACACAACCCCUCCAACUCACUAAAAUGCAGACAUCAUGUGUAUAGAUAAACGAAUCGUACAUAUUGGACGACGGGAUAUCGAAGAACGCACAAUAAUUGUAAUUUAAAGAAAUGAAUCCAUAACUUAAGUAAAUAAUUAUAGCAGCUGAGCAGUAAUGCGAAUUUACACAGCAAAUUAACUUACCAUUACGAUUAUUAUAAUGACUAGAGUCGUAGAGUGCAUACGGAUGUAACAACCAUUAAGCAAGCGAAGAAAAACUAGAGACACUAAACCAAAACUAAGAUAACUGAGCUGACUUUAGCUAUGUACGAUACAAAAAUAUUAACUGAGCAAUACUGAAUAGGGAAAACGACUUACCUAGAAACGAUAAACCAAUAUAUACACUUAAAAAAAAGGCCAAAAUCGCCAUUGGUUUUAGAAAUUCGCCAUUAAAAUAAAUAUAUGGCGCAAAACAUAAUUUUAUGAAAAUUUUUUCUUUAAAAAAUAAAGUUUUCCGAUAAAAUUAAUAGCUUUCUAUAAACAGUCAUACAAUUUAGAAAUUUUCCGUAAAUCCAGAAAUAUGUAUGUAUAUGUAUCAUGAAAUAUUUGUUGAAAAUAAGAACUGAUUUUUCCUGAACUCAUAAAAGAAUUUGUUAUAUUUUAUAUUUUGUUUCUAAAACAGAGAGCGAUUUUCUAUGAAACUGCAAUUAGGUUUUCUUAAAACAAAAAUUAACUUUUUUUUAAAUAAUUUUGUUUGUUAGAUUUUAAAGUGGAAUAAACUUUUUUUGUUGUUUUUUAUACAUAUUCUAGUUUAAAUGCGUACGAAAACAUGUACAUAGGUAGGUGCCAUUUUUUUGUGUACAAAUUUCUGCCGGUGUUGUAAAUUAUGGAAAAAAAAUACUAAAAUGACUCCCAUUUCUCAAAACAGGAGGUUUGCUCCAAGUUCUCAAGGUGUAAAAAUAUGAACACUUUUGUAAAUAUAUAUUUUUAUUUUACUAACUAAUUUCCGGCAGCAAAAACUGAUUGUGAAGUUAAAUUUCUCAUUUAUUAAAAUAGAUAACAAAUUUAGAAAACAAAUCACUUUAAAAAAAAAGACAUGUUUGUAAUUUUGAAAACCAUUUUACAAUUAUAUUUCUAAGUUUAGGGAAAACUUUUCUGAACAUUUCAAACGUUAAGAACCAUUUUAAUUUUAUGGCGAUUUUCUAAAAGCUAGAAAAAAAUUCGAGUAUAAAAAGGACAAGCGUAUUCUUCUAUAAUUAUCUUAAUAACGGAUGCAGACGAACAGACAUUCAAGCAACAUAUAGGCGCCUACAUAGAUAAAUAUACAAUAGGUUAUAACUAGUCUCAGAUAAAAGAAGAAUUCCAUUGCUAAACAAAACCAAAAACCAAAGUUCGCCGGUAUUAAGAUUCACUCUCCAAUAAAUUGUAUACACACAGCGCACUAGCGAGUGCUGUUCAGGUAUUUCCGAUAUUCACUUUUGACUACUUCCAGUAAAAAUUUGUCUGCUCGGCAAAUGUUUCAAGUCCUCAGUCUUAGGCUAAGAUCAGAUUUUUGACCUUCCUUCAUAUGCACUGCUUGACUUACAUUAACAUUGAAUUAUUACUAGCGAUAUCCUCACACAAGUAGAGUUCUUGGAAGGGCAGCUUAGGGCUCAUUAGCUCAAUUACUACUACUGAAUCAUUGCCCUGAUGCCAAAACUAAAAAUAUAAACGAAUAAUAAAAACAAAACAAAAAAUCAAAUCAAAAACAAAAACAAAAAUAGGAAUGAGUACAAAAUAUUAGUAUGGUUUACUGAUGUCGUUUCGAUAUUAAAUGUAUAUCCAAUUCAUCAAGCUUUUAGGGAAAUAUUUAGUUAGAAAAUUAUUGGCAUCCUUGACCAUUUCAAAUGAAAUUACUCGCUUUAAAUGCUCACAAUCUUCGCUUCGUCCUUCGACUAGGCUCCAGCUGCCCCACUCUGCUUUUACUUCUACAAUAAACAUUCUUGCAAAAGAAUCAAAAUGAACAUCAAACUCGAAACAUGAAAACUCGACGUUAUAAACCACGUCCCGCCAUCUACCAUCUACCAUUUAGCAAACGAAAUGUCAAAAAGUGUCCAUACAUGUAUUUUAAAGACAAUGCUGCGAUCGAAUUUUCUUCCGGGUUUUUGCAUUCCUCUCUUACAUUGCCUAAUACUCCAGCUGCUUGAAGGCUGGUUGCCAGUUCAUUUAAAACCGCUGAACCGUGGAAUCUAUAGCUGGAUCUGUGGUGAAAUAUAACCAUGAUAAUGACAAAAUGCGAACAAGUAAAAAUUGAGGCUGACCCGAACGGUCCGCUCCCUGGGUUCCGUGUCUCAUGUCGUAGGUGGCUUACUUUUUUUAAACAAUACAUUUAACCAUAACCUAACGAUUCGAUUGUAUAUUUUGUUAAUUGUUUACUGUCUGGUGUGAACGGUUACAUGAAAAAUAUAUGUAAGUAGAUCUGACUUUUUUUUUACAAAGCAACAAAAAUAAUGUGGGAGGAGAUAGUAGAUGCAAUUGAAAAGGAAAAAUUAAUGAUAAAAACUAGUUUAAAAUUAGAAAAUGUAACUGUUAUGGCUAAAGUUUAAUGAUAACACAUAAACAUAAAUAUAUAAAAAAAUAAUUAUAAAUAUCUUAAUUUAAUAUACUAAGUACAUAAACCAGUUAAAAUAAUUACUAAGGUACGCUAGAGAUAAUUAAACUACAUUUAAUAAUUAUGUAAUUAUAAAUAUGACUCGUAAUUUAUAUACAAGAUAUACAUACAUAAACAUAUAAUAACAUAAAUACCUGCCUUCAACAAAUUUGUUAAUAAAACUAUUAAUACUUUCUUAUUUUACAUAAAGUAAAGGAAUACCAUAAUAAAAAACAAGAAGAAAAUAAAUGCC
Messenger RNA from Drosophila elegans, 11035 nucleotides. RefSeq names its product voltage-dependent calcium channel type A subunit alpha-1 (gene cac). Gene Ontology annotation, molecular function: high voltage-gated calcium channel activity; calcium ion binding. Gene Ontology annotation, cellular component: membrane; voltage-gated calcium channel complex. Gene Ontology annotation, biological process: chemical synaptic transmission; calcium ion import across plasma membrane. The transcript is spliced from 35 exons. The record is from RefSeq and is a predicted model, not a curated record. The coding region runs from base 577 to 6384 and encodes 1935 amino acids. Lineage: Eukaryota; Metazoa; Arthropoda; Insecta; Diptera; Drosophilidae.